AAGCUUCUCCAAAUCAACUGAAAUUAAAUCCAUCACAUUCUCUCUCAUUCCAUUCAUCUAUCUCUAAGCGGUUUUUCUACCUAACUUUGUGUCUAAAGUUAAGCCUAAGCUGACUUGAAGCUUUGGUCCACUGUGAUCCUGUUCUCCAUGGCUGAUAGCGGAUCGAAUAAUUUAGGGUUUCAUCCAGAUAUUAAGCAGAUGCUAAAAGAAGCGCAACAUAGAUGGCUGAGACCUGCUGAAAUAUGUGAAAUCCUACGGGACUAUCAAAAGUUUCAUAUUUCCUCCGAGCCUCCGCAUAAGCCAGUCAGUGGUUCUGUUUUUCUUUUCGAUCGGAAGGUAUUAAGAUACUUUCGGAAGGAUGGACAUAAUUGGAGAAAGAAAAAGGAUGGGAAGACUAUAAAGGAAGCCCACGAGAAGCUGAAGGUUGGAAGCAUUGAUAUGUUACACUGCUACUAUGCACAUGGAGAGGACAAUGAAAAUUUUCAAAGGCGCAGCUACUGGAUGCUUGAACAGGAUCUCAUGCACAUCGUUUUUGUCCACUACCUGGAAGUUAAGGGUAAUAAGAUGAACAUGAGUUAUGCUAGAAAUAAUGAAUCCUCAGUGUCAAAUUCUGAAGAAGACAGCUCAUCAUCUUCCUUCCGUGGAAAUUAUGAUAAAAUUGUUUCAGCAAAUGCAACCUCAUCGAGUCCCAUCAGCACCCCGACAUCAGCAUAUGAAAGUGCGGAAUCUGAUGAUAUUCUCCAAGGGAGUUCCAGAUUAGAUUCAUUUCCAGAGUCACCAUUGGUAGAUGGCAGUCACAUCACUCCUUCAAGUUCUUAUGAUUCGUUUACAUGCCCAGGAAAUCAAAAUGUUGCUGCAAUGAAUUAUGCGUCACUUGGGCGUAGAUAUGAAAACUCUGAUGGAGGCAGUGCCAUAUGUGGGGCUCAAACAAAACUUGAAUUGGCAUCAUGGGAGGAUGUUUUUGGACACUGUACUGCAGAUGAGAUUGAUUACAAACAGGGAUCUGGGUGUUCACUACCAGUCCAUUCAAAUUGGCAGGUAGAUCCAUAUGAGAACUCGCAUUCAGAUAUUGGGAAUCUGAUGGAUCCACGUUUUGAGAAUGAUAUGGCUUCUGUUGGUACAGAAAACUACUCUUCCUUACUGAAAAAGCCCCUGAUAAGUGGGUUACAAAUGGAAGAAAGCUUGAAGAAAGUUGACAGCUUUUCCCGUUGGGUUGCCAAAGAACUUGGAGAAGCUGAUGAAUUGCAUAUGGAAUCGAGUAAUGUAAUUUCAUGGGGUAUUAUGGGGUCUGAGGAUUAUUCUAGUAUGCCAGCUCAAAUACAAGAGGAUUUGGAUGCACUUAGUCCUUCUCUCUCUCAAGACCAGCUAUUUAGCAUUAUUGAUUUUUCACCAAACUGGGCUUACACAAAAUUGGAGACUGAGCAGGUCCUGAUAGCUGGAGCUUUUCUCAAGAGUGAACAAGAAUUAGCAAAUUGCAGAUGGUCAGUUAUGUUUGGAGAAUUUGAGGUCCCUGCGGAGGUUUUAGAAGAUGGUCUUCUUUGUUGCCAUGCCCCACAACACAAGCCUGGACUUGUCCCUUUCUACAUAACAUGUUCCAACAGGUUGGCUUGUAGUGAAGUACGUGAAUUUGAAUAUAGAAUUGGACCUAAUCAAAAGAUUGGUGCUGAAGAUAUAUCUGAAGGUACUUCAGAGAUCCAAUUCCGUCAACGUUUUGAGAAGUUAAUGUCCCUGAGUCUUGUGUGCAACACUAACAUCUCGGAAAUUGACACGGAGAAACAAAAUCUGGUCAACAAAAUUUUUUCUUUGAUGGAGAGGGAGAACCACCAAGAGGAAAAAGCGACAUCAAAAAAUUACAUGUCACUGUCGGCAGAACAGGUCCUUGAAAAGCAGUUAAAGGAGAAGUUCUAUUCGUGGCUUCUCCAUGAAGUAACUGAAGAUGGAAAAGGGCCAAAUGUUGUUGAUGAAGGAGGUCAAGGCGCAUUACAUUUAGCAGCUGCUCUUGGUUAUAAUUGGGCCCUCCUGCCAAUUAUAGUUUCAGGAGUUAGUAUAGAUUUUCGUGAUGUGAAUGGAUGGACAGCACUUCAUUGGGCUGCAUUGUGUGGAAGGGAGGACACAGUUGCUUCCCUCAUCUCUCUGGGUGCAGCUUCUGGAGCACUAACGGAUCCAUGUGCUGAAUAUCCAUUGGGUAGAACUCCGGCAGAUCUGGCUUCUGCCGGUGGACACAAGGGAAUAUCUGGUUUUCUUGCAGAGACUUCCUUGACCACUCACCUUUCGUCUCUGACGGUGAAUGAUCCACAGGAUUAUGGUGCCUCUGAAGUUUCUGAAGUGAAAGCAAUAGAGACAGUUUCAGAGCGUACAGCAAUUCCAACAACUGAGCAGGAUGUGCCAGACGUACUUUCACUAAAGGAUUCACUUGCUGCUGUCUGUAAUGCUACUCAAGCAGCUGCUCGCAUUCACCAAAUCUUUCGGGUUCAGUCAUUCCAGAUGAAACAUUUCAAUGAACAGAGUUUUGAUGAGCUUGUGACCCCAGAAGAGCAUGCUAUUUCACUUGUAGCUGCUAAAACGAGCAGGUUAGGUCGGAAUGAUGGUAUAAACAAUGAUGCUGCCUUACACAUUCAGAAAAAGUUUCGUGGAUGGAAAAAGCGCCAAGAAUUUCUGUUAAUUCGACAGAAAAUAGUUAAAAUCCAGGCUCAUGUAAGGGGGCAUCAAGUUAGAAAAAAGUAUAAACCUAUUGUCUGGUCAGUUGGAAUUCUGGAAAAGGUGAUUUUGCGCUGGAGACGGAAAGGAACUGGUUUGCGUGGAUUCCAACGGGAUGGAAUUCUGAAAGGACCCAAUGCCCAAGGUGCACAGCAACAGGAAGACGAUUAUGACUUUCUGAAGGAAGGAAGAAAACAAACUGAAGAAAGGUCGCAAAAAGCACUUUCCAGGGUCAAGUCCAUGAUUCAGUAUCCAGAAGCUCGAGCUCAGUAUCGUAGAUUGCUGGCUGCUGCUGAAGGGUUUCGUGAAACUACGCAGGAUGCGAUUGAAACCAACCCGGAAGACACAAGUUACCCUGAGGAGGAGCUUAUUGAUUUUGAAACUUUGUUGGAUGAUGAUACUUUCAUGUCUUUAACAUUUCAAUGAGCAGAAUCCACGAACAUCUUUAGAUUUUUGCAUAGCUUUUGUCGUUGCAGAAAUAAGAGACUGAUUGAUAUUCAUUAAUAUUUUGUAAAUAUUCACAGGCAGCUCUGUUAUAGAAUGUGUAAACUGACAUUGUCACAUAUAUAUGUUUCUUAAGUAUGAAUAUUGAAUACCUUAUUAAGCAUU
Olea europaea var. sylvestris is the source of this 3306-nucleotide messenger RNA. Its product is annotated as calmodulin-binding transcription activator 2-like. Gene Ontology annotation, biological process: regulation of transcription by RNA polymerase II. Gene Ontology annotation, molecular function: protein binding; double-stranded DNA binding; transcription coregulator activity. Bases 148 to 3123 code for a protein of 991 amino acids. NCBI's taxonomy places the organism in Eukaryota, Viridiplantae, Streptophyta, Magnoliopsida, Lamiales, Oleaceae. The transcript is spliced from 14 exons. Gene Ontology annotation, cellular component: nucleus. The record is from RefSeq and is a predicted model, not a curated record.